GCAGCCUCGUUGCUGGAAGUCCGGCGCUGAGUCCCAGAACUCUGUUCUGUGCGGCCUUUCUGACUGUGACCGGGUCUCCGAAGAGGGUGCCCGGCCCCGUGGCCUCCAGCUCCAUUCACUCUUUGAGCACGUGCCCCGCCCCCCCACCACCCACGCAACCAUGUCGUCCUGCAGCCGCGUGGCGCUGGUCACCGGGGCCAACAAGGGCAUCGGCUUCGCCAUCGCGCGGGACCUGUGCCGGCAGUUCUCGGGGGACGUGGUGCUCACGGCGCGGGACGCGGAGCGGGGCCGGGCGGCCGUGCAGCAGCUGCAGGCAGAGGGCCUGAGCCCGCGCUUCCACCAGCUGGACAUCGACGACCUGCAGAGCAUCCGCGCCCUGCGGGACUUCCUGCGCAAGGAGUACGGGGGGCUCAACGUGCUGGUCAACAACGCGGGCAUCGCCUUCAAGUUUGACGAUCCAACACCCUUUGACAUUCAAGCUGAGAUAACGCUGAAGACCAACUUUUUUGCUACGAGAAAUGUCUGCACCGAAUUACUGCCGAUAAUAAAACCUCACGGCAGAGUGGUGAACAUCAGCAGCCUGCAGGGGUCCCGGGCGCUGGAGAACUGCAGCGAAGACCUGCAGGAGAAGUUCCGCUGCGAGACACUCACGGAGGAGGACCUGGUGGACCUCAUGAAGAAGUUCGUGGAGGACGCCCGCAACGAGGUGCACGAGAGGGAGGGCUGGCCCAGCUCGGCGUACGGGGUGUCCAAGCUGGGGGUCACGGUCUUGUCGAGGAUCCUGGCCCGGCGCCUGGACGAGAAGAGAAAGGCCGACCGGAUCCUGCUGAAUGCCUGCUGCCCCGGAUGGGUGAAGACGGACAUGGCCGGGGAGUAUGGCUCCAGGACCGUGGAGGAGGGGGCCGAGACCCCCGUCUACUUGGCCCUGCUGCCCCCGGACGCCACCGGGCCUCACGGCCAGCUGGUCCGUGACAAAGUCGUCCAGGACUGGUGAAUGCCUUCUUCGGUGCUUAACGCUCAAUAAAUGGAACGAGUGAACGAACUCCA
Messenger RNA from Phyllostomus hastatus (greater spear-nosed bat), 1047 nucleotides. RefSeq names its product carbonyl reductase 3 (gene CBR3). The record is from RefSeq and is a predicted model, not a curated record. Bases 161 to 994 code for a protein of 277 amino acids. Gene Ontology annotation, molecular function: carbonyl reductase (NADPH) activity. The transcript has 3 exons. NCBI's taxonomy places the organism in Eukaryota, Metazoa, Chordata, Mammalia, Chiroptera, Phyllostomidae.